AUGGUUUCUGCUUCAGGAUUUUAUCGCCAUGCAUUCUUGUUUUAUUUUUCUUUUCUUAUCUUUAAUGUUUUUGUAUCUGCUUCCAUUGUUUCUCAUGAUGGAAGAGCAAUAACCAUUGAUGGAAAACGUAGAGUUCUGAUAUCAGGCUCUAUUCAUUAUCCUCGAAGCACUGCUGAGAUGUGGCCAGACCUCAUUAAAAAAUCAAAAGAAGGAGGAUUAGAUGCCAUUGAAACAUAUGUUUUCUGGAAUGCUCAUGAGCCAACUCGUCGCCAAUAUGAUUUCAAUGGCAAUCUUGAUCUCGUAAGAUUCAUCAAGACUAUUCAAGCUGAAGGAUUAUAUGCUGUUCUUCGAAUUGGACCUUACGUUUGUGCUGAAUGGAAUUAUGGGUAAUUAAUAUAUUUUUUUAAUAGUAUUGUAUUUUAUUGCAGAUUUCCUGUGUGGCUUCAUAACAUGCCUGGUAUUGAACUGCGUACUGCCAACGAUGUGUUCAUGAAUGAGAUGCAAAACUUCACAACGUUGAUUGUAGAUAUGAUCGAGAAUGAAUAUGGGAAUGUGAUGGGUCCAUAUGGAGAAGCAGGAAAGGCAUAUAUUGAUUGGUGUGCUAAUAUGGCUGAUUCUCUUCACAUUGGUGUCCCAUGGAUUAUGUGCCAACAAAGCGAUGCUCCACAGCCAAUGAUCGACACCUGCAAUGGUUGGUAUUGCGAUUCAUUUACACCCAAUAAUCCCAAUAGCCCAAAAAUGUGGACUGAGAAUUGGACUGGGUGGUAUAAGAAUUGGGGUGGCAAAGAUCCACUUAGAACUUCAGAAGAUCUUGCCUUUUCUGUUGCUAGAUUCUUCCAAACUGGAGGCACUUUCCAAAAUUACUACAUGUACCAUGGUGGGACUAAUUUUGGGAGAGCAGCUGGUGGUCCAUAUAUCACCACCACUUAUGAUUACAAUGCACCCCUUGAUGAAUAUGGAAAUUUGAAUCAACCAAAAUGGGGACAUUUGAAGCAGCUUCAUGACGUCUUGCAUUCCAUGGAAAAAACUCUCACUCAUGGCAACAUUUCCACAAUAGACUAUAACAACUCUGUCACUGCAACUAUUUAUGCAACUGAGAAAGGAUCAAGCUGCUUUUUGGCAAAUGCAAAUGCCACUUCAGAUGCCACAGUUGACUUCCAUGGAACUAAAUACAUAGUUCCUGCAUGGUCUGUUAGUAUCCUUCCUGAUUGCAAAAGUGUUGCUUACAAUACUGCCAAGGUGAAAACACAAACUACAGUGAUGAUAAAGAAAAAGAACCAAGCUGAGGAUGAACCAUCAUCUCUUAAAUGGUCGUGGAGGCCAGAGAACGUUGAUAACAAUGUACACCUGGGGAAGGGGCAUUUUCAAACUCGCCAACUUCUUGAUCAGAAAGCUGCAGCUAAUGAUGCUAGUGAUUAUCUCUGGUAUAUGACAAGUGUACACCUUAAGGAAAAUGAUCCAGUUUGGAGUAGCAAUAUGACCAUUCGAGUUAAUGGCAGUACUCUUCACAUUCUUCAUGCAUAUGUUAAUGGAGAAUAUAUUGGUUCCAAAUGGGCUAAAUAUGGGGUUUUCAACAAUAUCUUUGAAAGGAGUGUAAAGCUGAAACCAGGGCGAAAUUUGAUCAGUUUACUCAGUGUAACAGUUGGAUUACCGAAUUAUGGUGCCAUGUACGAUUUGAUAGAAACUGGUGUUGUGGGUCCAGUUGAAUUGGUUGGAUAUAAAGGUGACGAGAGAAUAGUUAAAAAUUUAUCUGCAUAUAAAUGGUCAUACAAGAUUGGUUUGGAUGGCUUGGACUAUCAACUUUACGGUAUGGAUUCAUCCCAUGCUUCCAAAUGGCAAGAACAUGAUCUUCCCACCAACAGGAUGAUGACUUGGUACAAGGCUACCUUCAAAGCUCCACUAGGGAAAGAUCCAGUUGUACUAGACUUGGAUGGUAUGGGGAAGGGUUUUGCUUGGGUAAAUGGUCAUAACAUUGGUAGAUAUUGGCCAACUUUUCUUGCUGAAGAGGAUGGCUGUAGCGUUGAGCCAUGUGAUUACAGAGGUCCAUAUGAUAGCAACAAAUGUGUCUUUAAUUGUGGGAAGCCAACCCAAAGAUGGUAUCAUGUUCCUCGUUCGUUUAUUGAAAACGAUACAAACACCAUAAUUUUAUUUGAAGAAUUUGGUGGCAACCCAGCAAGAGUGAAUUUCCAAACUAUUGGACUUGGAUCAGUGAGUGGAAGUGGCAUUGAAGGAGAUACAAUAGAAUUGUCAUGCCAAAAUCAACCAAUUUCAGCAAUUGAGUUUGCUAGUUUUGGUGAUGCUCAAGAGACACCAGGAUCCUUUGUCAAAGGAAAUUGUGAAGGAUCAAAAGAUGCAGUUUCAAUCAUUAGAAAGACUUCAUUAUGA
This is a messenger RNA of Manihot esculenta (cassava), 2385 nucleotides long. RefSeq names its product beta-galactosidase 15. Lineage: Eukaryota; Viridiplantae; Streptophyta; Magnoliopsida; Malpighiales; Euphorbiaceae. Gene Ontology annotation, cellular component: vacuole; cell wall. Gene Ontology annotation, molecular function: beta-galactosidase activity. The record is from RefSeq and is a predicted model, not a curated record. The transcript is spliced from 13 exons. Gene Ontology annotation, biological process: carbohydrate metabolic process.